Messenger RNA from Salvia miltiorrhiza (redroot sage), 1402 nucleotides. Its product is annotated as receptor kinase-like protein Xa21. Gene Ontology annotation, molecular function: protein binding. Lineage: Eukaryota; Viridiplantae; Streptophyta; Magnoliopsida; Lamiales; Lamiaceae. Bases 24 to 1181 code for a protein of 385 amino acids. The record is from RefSeq and is a predicted model, not a curated record. The transcript has 2 exons.
UUCACGCCCUCCAAUUUGUAGCCAUGGAGAAAAUGUUUGAUUGCAUUUUUGCAUAUGCAUUCCUAAUUAGCAUAACCUUCCAAAUGCUUUCUUCUGAAUCCAAACAACCUAUGAGCCUUGCAACUGAUCAAACUUCCCUUCUUUCACUCAAACAACACAUCACCUCCGACCCUUCUCUUUUACUUUCAACUAAUUGGACCAAUUCGAGCUCCGUCUGCAGCUGGAUUGGCGUCACUUGCAGCUUGCGCCACCAACGAGUAGCUGCCUUGAAUCUCUCCAACAUGGCUCUCUCCGGCACCAUUCCACCACAGCUCGGACACCUCUCCUUCCUCGUCUCCCUCGACCUCACCAACAACCUUUUCCAUGGAGAUUUGCCUCAUGAGCUGUCUCUCCUUCGCCGUUUGAAGUUCAUAUCUCUCCGAAUCAACAACUUCGCCGGAGAAUUCCCUCCGAUGUUUGGUCAGUUACCAAAACUAGAAUACUUGAAUUUACGCAACAACAGCUUCAUAGGUUCCAUCCCAAAAUCUCUCUCAAACCUAACAAACCUACAAUUUCUAAGUUUAUCUUCCAAUUCUCUAAGUGGAGAAAUUCCAAAAGAGUUGGGAAGACUUCAAACUCUACAAACUCUGUUUGUUGAAUUCAAUCAUUUAUCGGGUGCAAUACCAUCAGCCAUAUUCAACAUAUCGAGCUUGGUGACUAUAGCUUUGACAGGCAAUGAAUUGAGUGGAAGUCUUCCAACAGACAUGUGCAGUAAUCUUCCAUUUCUUACUCGGAUUUAUCUUUCUGAUAAUCAGCUGAGUGGUGCGAUUCCCACAAAUCUAUCCCAAUGUUCACGGCUUGAGAUUUUGAGCUUCUCUUACAACUCUUUUAGUGGGCAGAUACCUUCAGAAAUCGGCUACUUAACAUCUCUUGAGAAGUUAUAUCUCGGUGCUAACAAUUUGAACGGAAUACUACCACAUGAGAUUGGCAAUCUUCAUAGUCUGGUUGAGUUUGCUGCUGAGCACAAUGAGAUUGGGGGCUCAAUUGAUUUCAGUAUUUUCAUGAAUAUGUCUUCUUUGCAAAACAUAAAUAUGGGGUACAACAAAUUCACAGGGAACCUUUCAAGGGAUGUUGGGAAUAUUACCAUGCUAACAAAUUUGCAUCUCUCGGAAAACCAUUUUAUUAUAGGUACGACAGAGUAAUUUUCAUGUUAUACGAGCAAGAAUUUUUUAGUAAAACACCACUACACAAAUAAUCCGUACCAGUUUGGACCAAAAUAGCUAGCAAUUAAUGUAAUUAAGUCAAAACAAUGAAUCUAUAUCUAUUAUAAGAAAAUCUUGUUUUACAACAUUUGGUUUACCUAUUAUGUUCCUAUUUUUAAAUCUAUUUUAAGGACAAUAAUGUAAUCUCAUGUUUUGCAGGG